UUAACGCCAACCGUGGGCGCACGCUCUGGCCCUAUUGCCAAGGUUAGCCCGGCACCGGCCACCGUCAUCAUCCCGACGUCCCGGACAGCACCCCAAGCCCGCAAUUCGCGGUCUCGCCGCACAGGCAUUGACGACUGUGGUGCUCUAAUCCCAUUUUACCUCUCAAUCGACUCUCGCUCGACCGGGGGCCCGCGCAAAUAUGGGUUUCGUGGGCGUCUACUCGGCUGUGUACGAUUACCAGCCUCAGGGAGAGGGGGAACUCGAGAUCCACGAGGCGACCUGCUCUACGUCUUGGAGAAGAGCGCAGAAGAUGACUGGUGGAAAGCCAAGAAGAAGGCGGAAAGAGACGACGAAGAUGAGCCAGAAGGCCUAGUUCCAAAUAACUAUGUGGAGGAGGCGCAACCGGUUCACCACGCCAAGGCCCUCUACGACUACACGCGGCAAACCGACGAAGAAGUUUCGUUUUCGGAAGACGCGGCGAUACUGGUGUACGACACUUCAGACCCCGAUUGGACCUUAGUGGGAGUCAAUGAUGAUUUUGGGUUUGCCCCAUCGAAUUACAUCGAAAUCUUGGAGGAUGUCACGCCUACCGCCGCCGUGCCUCCUCUGGAAGAGGAGCCCGAAGCACCAGCUCUACCUCAGCGACCCACACGGCCUGCCAAUGGCGACCAUGAAGAGGCACCCUCUCCUUCUGUGCACAAUCCUGCGGCCGCGGCCAUCGCCGACAUCAUACAUAAGCAGCAUGCUCCUUCCAGUGGCUACGCGGGCCCCUCUCGCGAGGAGUCCCCGCCUCCUCAACUCCCGACCCGACCCUCUGAAGACCAUCACUUCUCCAAUACCGUCCCAUGCGCCCGAAGAAGAGGCAACUCCUGUCGCACCCCCGCGCCCGACGGUGCAAGCGCCCCUAUGAGCCGUGAUGCACCCUACGUCAAAGAAUCACCGCCUUACAAUCGAGCAGGGGAAUUGACACCUCGAUCACCUUCCGGUUAUCAUAUCUACAAUGUCAAUGAGAUGGUGGAGGUGAUGGGGAAGCGCAAGAAGAUGCCAACGACAUUAGGCGUCAAUAUGGUCACCGGGAUCAUCUUCAUUUCUCCGGAGGGUGAUGACCGUCAGCAAGAGUGGACUGCUGAUAAACUGACCCAUUACUCCAUUGAGGGAAAGCACGUUUUCGUUGAUCUUGUUCGCCCGAGCAGGAGCAUCGAUUUUCAUGCAGGUGCUAAAGAUACCGCUCAAGAGAUUGUUGCGGCCCUUGGCGAGAUUGCCGGUGCAUACCGCGCAGAGGGGUUUCGCGAGGUCCUGGAUGCUGCAAAGGGCGGAGGCGGCCAAAAGAAAGGUAUCAUGCUGUACGAUUUCAUGGCCCAGGGUGAUGAUGAGGUGAGCGUCGCAGUAGACGAUGAAGUCAUCAUCCUCGACGACACCAAGUCAGAAGAAUGGUGGAUGGUGCGGCGCUUGAAGAAUGGCAAAGAAGGUGUCGUUCCCAGCAGCUAUGUAGAAGUCACUGGAUUUGUCUCCACUCUACCAAACCCAGAUGAUCUGGCGAUGAAUACUGUUGAAAGGAAUCGCCAAGAGGAGGCGAGGCUGACCAAGGCAGCCGUUGGCAAGUCAAGAACUGACUCGAUGGACUCCAGCAAGCGCGACAGCAAGUCCAAGUCUAAACCAGAUUUCUCUAAAGUGAGGAAGUGGACCGAUCGCAGUAAAGCAUUCACAGUCGAGGCACAGUUCAUUGGUCUGCAAGAUGGGAAGAUCCACCUUCAUAAAGUGAACGGUAUUAAAAUUGCGGUCCCUAUUGCGAAGAUGUCCGUUGAGGAUCUGGAAUACGUUGAGAAGGCCGCUGGUGUUUCUUUGGACGAGGACAAGCCUCUCUCCAGUAUCCGGAACCGAGCAGUUUCUGAUGCGAAACCAAUUGGUAACGCAGGCGCUUCUGUGCAGCGUCCUGAGUACGACUGGUUUGAUUUCUUCUUGAAAGCUGGCGUAGGACCCCACCAAUGUGAACGAUAUGCGCAGAACUUCCUCAAAGAUUCUAUGGAUGAUAUCUGGACAACACCCUUGGUCGUGUGGGCAAGAACUCGCGACUCCGUAAUGUCAGUUUCGGCGGAGAAGAAGUUAUCGAGGAAGGGGGGGCUCUUCUCUGGGCCUGGUGGUACAUUGCGCAACAAUACUCGCAAGGGCAGACCAACCCCAGCUGUCCAAGCCGGUGAUGUGGUCGAUCCAAAGGCCUUUGCGCAAAAGGAUGCAGAGGAGAAGGGAGAGGAACGUACAGCGACUCCUCCAGCUCCUGUGGAGAAAGAGAAACCUGUUACACGUGGGUUCGAUGAUGAUGCUUGGGAAGUGAAGAACCCCAAGCCUACGAGCUCCUCUGCGCCUGCUGCUUCGACGCCACCUCCUACAUCCCCACCCGCUGCCCAAGCUCCAGUCCCCAAGCAAGUCACCGGGGCCAUGGCAGACCUAACAUUGCUUCAAGCACCUCUGCAGCCUCAAAGGACUGCCACUGCACCACCGUCUGCGUCGCCUAUACCAGCUUUACAGCCACAGCAGACUGCAGUCCAGACACCUCCUGUGCAGGCCCAGGCCACAGGUGCUACCCCGGACUUCUUCAAUAAGAUAGCAUCUAUGGGAGCGGCGGCUCGACAGCAGCGUCCACAGCCCACUCAAGCAAUGAACCAGAACUCACUUCUCCCACCACCCCCACAGCGCCCCCUUUCGGCUCCUCAAAAUUUUUCUCAGCAGCAAAGCGCCUUUGGGCCACCGCCAUUACAAGCUCAGUUGACAGGAGUCCCGCAAGCUGGUCCUCCCGUUGCUGCCCCUGGUCAGAGCUUAGCUGAGCUCAACCAGCAGCGCCUUCAGCCACAGGCUACUGGUUUCAUUCCACCGAAUCAGUUCCAGAAUGGUCUAAUACCUCAGCAGACUGGCGUCAUGAUGCCUCAGCAGACCGGUAUCAUGAUGCCUCAGCCAACUGGGUUCACCCCGCAGUCGCAAUUCGGUAUCCAGCAACAACAGCAGCAGUUUGGAAAUGGCAUGCCCGGGCCAAAUCAACCUGGCUUCCCGGGAAUCGCUGCGCAGCCUACAGGCUUUGGCGGAUUUGCGCAACCCCAGCAACCUAUGCAAACCGGCAUCAAUUCUGUCCUUCCCCCAGCAUUGCACCCCCAGCGUACAGGCAUGAAUGGUUUUGGAGGUACAACUUUCAAUCAACCUCCGCCUCCAGUGCCGCCAAUCCCUCAGCAGCCAACUGCCGCUCCUCUGACUCCUCAGAAAACCGGUCCUCCGCCUCCUAUCAGGUUUGGUGUGAAGCCCAAUGAGCCCAAGCGACUUGCACCUCAGCCGACGGGUUUGCGAGCGAACCUUGCUCACGCCACACCGCACAACCCAUUUGGUUUUGAUUAG
Messenger RNA from Penicillium chermesinum, 3381 nucleotides. Its product is annotated as cytoskeletal protein-binding protein SLA1. Gene Ontology annotation, cellular component: nucleus. The transcript has 6 exons. The annotation marks the transcript as partial. Gene Ontology annotation, biological process: actin cortical patch assembly; regulation of actin filament polymerization. Gene Ontology annotation, molecular function: ubiquitin binding; cytoskeletal protein binding; identical protein binding. NCBI's taxonomy places the organism in Eukaryota, Fungi, Ascomycota, Eurotiomycetes, Eurotiales, Aspergillaceae. The record is from RefSeq and is a predicted model, not a curated record.